Molecule: messenger RNA, 2495 nt
Organism: Ailuropoda melanoleuca (giant panda)
Lineage: Eukaryota; Metazoa; Chordata; Mammalia; Carnivora; Ursidae
Product: UDP-glucuronosyltransferase 2C1
Exons: 6
Coding region: 41-1630 (529 amino acids)
Molecular function (GO): glucuronosyltransferase activity
Source: RefSeq, a predicted model, not a curated record
UUUAGUUUAAGCCCAGGUCUAGUUAGAGCAAGAGUUGAUCAUGAGGACUAUGAAAGGUUUCUAUGUUCUUUUCACGCUGCAUCUGUGUUUCUUAGACUCUGGGAAGACUGGGAAAAUACUUGUGUGGCCCUCGGAUUCUAGUCACUGGAUUAGUCUAAAAGUUAUUCUGGAUCAACUCCAGCUUCAUGGGCAUGAGAUAACUAUCCUGGUACCUUCACCGAAUCAUCUAUUUGAUCUUACCAAGAUUCCCUUUAAUGUGGAGAACCUUCAACUUCCAGUAACACAAGAAACUCUCAAGGAAGAGCUGGAUACCAUUCUCUACAUAGCUUCUUUUGAACUGCCAAAACUUUCAUGGUGGAACAGACAAGCAAAACUGAGAGAAAUGGGCAAGAGAUUUUUCAGGGUAACCAAAAGAACAUGCGACAGUGCUAUCACAAAUAAGGAGUUACUCAGCAGGCUACAGGCAGCUAAGUUUGAUAUCUGUCUUGCUGAUCCCUUAAGCUUUUGUGGGGAGUUGUUGGCUGAGCUCCUCAAUAUUCCAUUUAUAUAUUCUUUUCGGUUUUCUCAUGGGAGUGUCAUUGAGAGACUGUGUGCUCAACUUCCCACCCCUUCUUCAUAUGUUCCUGGCAGCACAUCAGGACUGACAGACAGCAUGACUUUUGUACAGAGGCUGGAGAAUUGGUUACUCUACAUAAUGAGUGAUAUGAUGUUUUUAUAUUUUCUAUUUCCAGAAUGGGAUGAAUAUUACAGCAAAAUUUUAGGAAAACCUACCACAUUAUGUGAGAUUAUGGGGAAAGCUGAAAUGUGGUUGAUUCGAACUUACUGGGAUUUUGAAUUUCCUUACCCUUAUCUGCCUAAUUUUGAAUUUGUUGGAGGACUGCACUGCAAACCUGCAAAGCCCCUACCUAAGGAGUUAGAAGAGUUUGUCCAAAGCUCUGGAAAAGAUGGAAUUGUGGUAUUUACUCUUGGGUCGAUGAUCAAAAACCUCACAGAAGAAAAGUCUAAUAUAAUUGCAUCAGCCCUUGCCCAGAUUCCACAGAAGGUUCUGUGGAAAUACACAGGAAAGAAACCAGACACAUUAGGACCCAAUACCCGGCUAUAUGAAUGGAUUCCCCAAAAUGAUCUUCUUGGUCAUCCCAAGACCAGAGCUUUUAUCACUCACUGUGGAACCAAUGGGAUCUAUGAAGCUAUUUACCAUGGAAUCCCUAUGGUGGGAAUUCCCAUGUUCGGUGAUCAGCCUGAUAAUAUUGCUCGUAUAAAGGCCAAAGGGGCAGCAGUUGAAGUAGACCUGCAUACAAUGACGAGUUCCAAUCUGCUUAAGGCUUUGAAGGAAGUUAUUAACAACCCUUCCUAUAAGGAGAAUGCCAUGACAUUAUCAAGAAUCCACCAUGAUCAGCCUAUGAAGCCCUUGGAUCGGGCAGUCUUCUGGACCGAGUUUGUCAUGCGCCACAAAGGAGCCAAACACCUCCGGGCAGCCUCCCAUGACCUCACCUGGGUCCAGUACCACUCUUUGGAUGUGAUUGGGUUCCUGCUGGCCUGUGUGGCAACUACUAUACUCCUGGUCUCAAAAUGUUGCCUGUUUUGUUGCUGGAAAUUUGGUAAGACAGGAAAGAAGAACAAGAGAGAAUAGCUUUCUUUAAUAGUUUGGCUGGAAAUCUUGACAGGGCCCAUCUGAAUUAACCUAGCCAGUGAUCCGAACAGAUUCCUCUUCUAUCUUCCAGGUUCUUGUCCAUUCCUCAGCUUAUGAAGUCAAAGAUCAAAGAGUCACCCAAGGAGUUUGCCACAUGAUUUAGAAUUAGGGUUUAAAACACUUUAUUCUUUAAAAAGAGAAGAUAAACACGUGGAAGUUUCUACUACUAAAAUCCUAGUGCUUUACUUUGUUCAUUCGUUUCAGCAAAACAAAUUAGGAUGAUGUUUGAGGUUUAGGAACAUAAUUAAUUCUAUUUUCAGUACCAAUCAUAUCGAGCAUUUUCAAAAUAGUUAACAUCAUUUUGGGUCUAGUAUGUUGUAAUUACUGCGUAUUCUUUAAAGGUACUUUACAAAGUAGAAAAGAGCAUGCUAUAGCCAGAGCUUCCCUUCUAAUUAGGAAAAUCAGGAGAUUCAAAUAUUCCUACUCUGCCGGGAAUCAUAUUUUAAACCAUUCAUUUCAUUUCAUAUGACACCUCUGACUUUGUCUUCCCUGGAAUACAAAACAUUAUUUUUUGUUUUUGAUUUGAAGAUUGCCCUUCAUUUAAAAAUUAAUAAUAAUAGUACUAGAUUUGUAUUGUAAUACUGGGUGACUUUAGAGAAAUAGUUGAUUUUGAUAACUUAGAAUUAUUGAUGGCAUGGUGGAAUAAAAGUAAACAAUUAUAAUUUAAUACCUGCCCUUUUGAAGUAACUGAAAAAUUUUUAAAAAUUCUUUUCUGGGACACCUGGGUGGAUCAGUCAGUUGAGCAUCUGCCUUCAGCUCAGGUCAUGAUCCCAGGGUUCUGGGAUUGAGUCCUGCAUUGGGUUCC